GUGUCUGUCACAGUGAAAACGUAGCACACAGCUUUACAUUCACAUUCCCUCUGCCUCACCAAAACAAAACAAAGAUGGCGUUAGCACAGAAGCGGACACAUGUUCGGCUGCCCCCUGAAGUGAACCGCAUCCUGUAUGUGCGUAACUUGCCAUACAAGAUCACCGGUGAGGAAAUGUACGACAUCUUCGGGAAGUACGGAGCCAUCAGACAGAUCAGAGUUGGCAACACACCGGAGACUCGAGGCACGGCAUUUGUUGUGUUUGAGGACAUUUUUGAUGCCAAGAAUGCGUGUGACCACCUCUCAGGCUUCAACGUGUGUGGCAGAUACCUUGUUGUCCUUUAUUACCAGUCUAACAAGGCUUUCAAGAAGAUGGAUGCAGAAAAGAAGCAGGCUGAGCUGGACAGAGUGAAGACCAAGUAUGGCAUCAACACAGAGGAGCUUAAGAAGUAGCACUGAGCGUUGUGUGAGUGAAUGGUAAAGGUGUUUUAUAUCUCGUCAUACAUCCGUCUAUUUCUCAGACUGGUGUCCUCUUUUCACUGGUAUAUCAGUCUGUCUCUCCAUUUCUAUUUUUUAUAUAUCAUGUCCUUAGUUUAUCAGGCAUCUUGAUUUUUUCUGGACACAAUUGAAUAGUGGUUGUGUAUAAUGUACAAACUUAGGAUGUCAACACUUAUUUCAGUUCUCCUUGGUUUUUAUAUUCCAUUCCUUUCUCAAUCUUAAACUGCCAGAUAAUUAUUAAGGUGGCUGGUAAAUUAACUUAAAGUUUUGCCCCUAUAUACUUUUUUUAACUGCAUCCAGCCUAGUCACCAUCAGCAUGUUAUUACCAGUCAACAGUUGCAGUGAUAAGUUUUACACAUUUCAAAGUGUUCUCUUAUUCCUGAAAGUGAAUGGAUAUUAUGUAUUUUUUGAUAAGCGAUCCAGCAGCCAUGCAUACAAUUUAUGAAACUCGCUGAUAAUUUUUUUACAUAUGUAAUUUUGAAACAGCAUGUCAUAUUUAUCCGUAAGUUGAGAUUUUUUUGUAUGAAGAUUUUCUGGAAAGUGACCACUGUACAAUGUCUAGUUUAAGAUAUCAAAAUAUACAAAAGUUC
Molecule: messenger RNA, 1087 nt
Organism: Portunus trituberculatus (swimming crab)
Lineage: Eukaryota; Metazoa; Arthropoda; Malacostraca; Decapoda; Portunidae
Gene: Sf3b6
Product: splicing factor 3B subunit 6-like
Exons: 4
Coding region: 75-452 (125 amino acids)
Cellular component (GO): nucleus; ribonucleoprotein complex; cytoplasm
Molecular function (GO): mRNA binding
Source: RefSeq, a predicted model, not a curated record